Messenger RNA from Cavia porcellus (domestic guinea pig), 943 nucleotides. It is a transcript of the gene Snapin, whose product is annotated as SNAP associated protein. The record is from RefSeq and is a predicted model, not a curated record. NCBI's taxonomy places the organism in Eukaryota, Metazoa, Chordata, Mammalia, Rodentia, Caviidae. The transcript is spliced from 4 exons. Gene Ontology annotation, molecular function: SNARE binding. The coding region runs from base 16 to 444 and encodes 142 amino acids. Gene Ontology annotation, biological process: lysosome organization; regulation of synaptic vesicle exocytosis; endosome to lysosome transport. Gene Ontology annotation, cellular component: BORC complex; synaptic vesicle; BLOC-1 complex.
CGCGACAGGUUCCGGAUGUGUAGACUCUUCGUGAUGGCGAUGGUUGGUUCCGCCGCGGUGUCUGGGGCAGGGACGCCAGUGGCGGGACCCACAGGCCGCGACCUCUUCGCGGAGGGGCUCCUUGAGUUCCUGCGGCCGGCGGUGCAGCAGCUCGACUCCCACGUCCACGCCGUCAGAGAGAGCCAGGUAGAGCUCCGAGAACAGAUUGACAACCUCGCUACAGAACUGUGCCGAAUCAAUGAGGAUCAGAAGGUGGCCCUGGAUUUGGAUCCCUAUGUUAAGAAGCUACUUAAUGCCAGACGACGAGUUGUCUUGGUCAACAACAUUCUACAGAAUGCCCAGGAACGGCUUCGGAGGCUAAACCAUAGUGUUGCCAAAGAAACAGCCCGCAGGAGGGCCAUGCUGGAUUCUGGAGUUUACCCCCCAGGCUCCCCAAGCAAGUAACAGCACAGAAGAUGGGCCUGUGACCUGAGUAGCACAAGUAGCAUCCCCAGCUUCCUUGUCUCCAGAUUUAAGAAGACUCUGGAAGCAAUCCCUGUAGGCCUUGGAACACCAAAAAGGCAACCUUGUGGUUUGAAGCACUCAUUCAUGUAGGAGCCCUAAGAAACCUAUGUACAGCAACACUUGGCCUCCCAAAGGACUUAUACUACACUUUGCUUUCUUCCCAAGAAUCAGCUGAAGCUUCUACAUUUUUCUGAAGUCUGUAUAUCCCAAGCUCAUCUUUUCUAGACUUAACAAUGGAGUGUCCUUUGUUACAUAUUUGGUUUCUUAAGACCUGGGCACUGGGCAGCAUGUUCCUUGUGGCUUCUUGUUCCUUUGUUUACAAUGAGAAUUCAGAGGACCAGCUCUGUCUGCCCCCUUAUGAACUGCACUGGCUUGAAUAUAGUAGCAGUAAAGCUAGAACUAUUUAAUUCAAUAAAUGCUUAAAUGAUUUUCUAGUUUA